AUGAUCAGCCGCAACUUUAAGAACGUGUUGGUGGUCUCCAUUGGGUUUCUCUCUCUGUUCACGGCUUAUGGAGGCCUGCAGAGUUUACAGAGCAGUCUAAAUGCAGAGCAGGGGAUGGGUGUUGCAUCCCUGAGCGUCAUCUACGCCUCCAUCAUCAUCUCCUCCAUGUUUCUGCCCCCCAUCAUGAUCAAAAAUCUGGGCUGUAAAUGGACCAUCGUUGCCGGCAUGGCCUGUUAUGUGUCAUACUCAUUCGGAAAUCUCUACCCUGGAUGGUACACUCUUAUGCCAACCUCAGUCAUCCUGGGUUUGGGCGGUUCUCCUCUGUGGUCGGCUAAAUGCACCUACCUGACCAUCUCUGGGAAUUUGCGAGCUGCUAAGGAGAACAAGAAGGGUUCAGAUAUAAUCAACCACUACUUUGGGAUCUUCUUCUUCAUCUUCCAGUCAUCAGCAGUUUGGGGAAACCUGAUGUCGUCGCUCAUCUUUGGGCAGGACACCACUAUCUCUGACAUCCCAGAGGAAAUCCUAGAAACCUGCGGAGCAGCUGACUGUGGCCUCACUAUUGCUGUCAACAGCACCAGCAAGAGACCAGAACAGAAACUUGUGUGGACGCUUGUUGGGUGCUACAUUGGUGUCGGGGUUCUGGCUAUGCUCAUUGUGGCAAUAUUUCUGGACAACAUUGACAAGCAGCAGGCCAGCGAGUUUCGGGAGAAAAAGGAGCCGCUUUGCAAAACCUUCCUGGCCACAUUCAGGCUGCUGAAGGACUGGAGGCUCCUGACGCUCAUCCCUCUCACCAUGUACAGCGGCUUUGAGCAGAGCUUCCUCUCUGGGGAAUACACCAAGAACUACGUGACGUGUGCUUUGGGGAUCCACUAUGUUGGCUUUGUGAUGAUGUGUUUCGGAGCGGCCAAUUCCCUCUGCUCCUUUCUGUUUGGGAGGAUCGCUCGGUACAUCGGGAGAGCUACGCUCUUCUUCUUUGCCGCUGCGGCCAACUUGUCCUGCAUCAUCGCUCUCCUGCUCUGGAGGCCUCACCCUGAUCAGCUGCCCGUCUUUUUUGUGUUUCCCGCCCUUUGGGGCAUGGCGGACGCCAUCUGGCAAACUCAGACUAACGCUCUUUACGGCGUCCUCUUCCCGAGGGAUAAGGAGGCCGCGUUCGCCAACUACCGCAUGUGGGAGUCGCUGGGUUUUGUCAUCGCCUUCGCCUACAGCACCUUUCUGUGCCUGGAGUACAAGCUAUACAUAGUGCUGGCUGUUCUGAUUGUUAGCAUGAUAACCUACCCCAUAGUGGAGUACAAUGAGUACAGGAAUCCCACUCAGCCAAUUGAACAGAUCACCUCUGAGAACCACAAGAAACCUGCAGAAGACGACAUCAUCAUCAUCCAAACUGGGAUGUAG
This is a messenger RNA of Cyprinodon variegatus (sheepshead minnow), 1392 nucleotides long. It is a transcript of the gene unc93a, whose product is annotated as unc-93 homolog A (C. elegans). The coding region runs from base 1 to 1392 and encodes 463 amino acids. Lineage: Eukaryota; Metazoa; Chordata; Actinopteri; Cyprinodontiformes; Cyprinodontidae. The record is from RefSeq and is a predicted model, not a curated record. The transcript has 8 exons.